Messenger RNA from Austrofundulus limnaeus, 3224 nucleotides. Its product is annotated as neurofilament heavy. Gene Ontology annotation, biological process: intermediate filament bundle assembly; axon development. The transcript is spliced from 4 exons. The record is from RefSeq and is a predicted model, not a curated record. NCBI's taxonomy places the organism in Eukaryota, Metazoa, Chordata, Actinopteri, Cyprinodontiformes, Rivulidae. The coding region runs from base 278 to 2566 and encodes 762 amino acids. Gene Ontology annotation, cellular component: neurofilament; axon. Gene Ontology annotation, molecular function: structural constituent of postsynaptic intermediate filament cytoskeleton.
UGUUGUGCACGUGCAGAUGAUGUUUGAGCAAAAAAAAAAAAAAGCCAAAUAUAAAGCGUUGUCGUUUCAGCAUCCUGAGUUAAACCAGAACUCAUCACUGUGAAGAUUCCUGCGCAGGCAUCAGUUUGCUGAAGAAAAGGUGUCUCUUUAAAAAAAAAAAAAAAAAACCUCAGCCAGUCCUGCUGCUGACUUCAGGGUUUUCCCUCCCUCCUAUAUAAACCCGGCGUUCUCCCUCCUGCUGCAGUCACUUCUCCCCCUCUCCUCCGGCCCAGCAAACAUGAGUUUCACGCUGGACCACCACUUCAUGGGCCCGGGUUCGUACCGCAAGGCUCGGCCCGCCUCCGUCUCCUCCAGCGGCUUCCACUCCCAGCGCCGCCGCCUCGCCUACAGCCAGCCGUCCUCGGCCGACAGCCUGGAGACCUUCAGCGSGGACGGCAUGGCGCGGAGGAGCGAGAAGGAGGUCCUGCAGGCUCUCAACGACCGCUUCGCCGGCUACAUCGACAAGGUGCGCAACCUGGAGAUGCACAACCGCAACCUGGAGGCCGAGGCGGCGGCGCUGCGGCAGAGCCAGGCGGGGCGCGUCUCCAUCGGGGAGCACUACGAGCGCGAGCUGGGCGACCUGCGGGGUCUCCUGCAGCAGCUGACCGGGGAGAAGACCCGCGCCGCCCUGGAGCGCGAGCACCUGGAGGAGGACGUGCAGCAGCUGCGGGUCCGGCUGGAGGACGAGGCGCGCAGCCGCGACGAGCUGGAGGCCGCCACCCGGGCCAUGAAGAAGUACGAGGAGGAGUGCCGCCUGGCGCGGCUGGAGCUCGACAAGAAGCUGCAGGCGCUGGAGGAGGAGGCCGCCUUCCUGAGGAAGAACCACGAGGAGGAGGUGGCCGAGCUCCUGGCGCAGAUCCACGGCGCGCAGGUGAGCUUCGACCUGAGGGACACGCUGAAGUCGGACGUGACCGGCGCGCUGCGGGAGAUCCGCGCGCAGCUGGACUGCCACGCUUCAAAGAGCUCCACGCACGCGGAGGAGUGGUUCAAAGUGCGUAUGGAGCACCUGUCUGAAGCUGCCAAGUCCAACCAGGACGCGAUCCGUGGGAACCAGGAGGAGAUCGCCGAAUACCGCCGGCAGCUCCAGAGCCGCACCAUCGAGCUGGAGACCCUUCGAGGAACCAAGGACUCGCUGGAGAGGCAGAGGAUGGACAGUGAGGACAGACACCAGGACGACCUGAACUCCCUACAGGAGACCAUCAACCAGCUUGAAAAUGAGCUGAAAACCACCAAAUGGGAGAUGGCGAGCCAGCUGAGAGACUACCAGGAGCUGCUGAAUGUGAAGAUGGCUUUGGAUAUUGAGAUUGCCGCUUACAGGAAGCUGCUGGAGGGAGAGGAGAAUCGUUUAGUGUCCGGUGGAACACCGUACUCCUACUUGGAAGCCAGGAUUUCAGGCCACAUGAAGGUGAAGAGUGAGGAGAUCUCAGACACCGUCAUCGUGGAGGAGCAGACCGAUGAGACCCAGGUGACGGAGGUGACAGAGGAGGCUGACGAGGAGGAGGAGGAAGAGGAGGAAAAGAAAGACGACGAGGAAGAAGGAGAGGAAGAAAAGGAAGGUGAAGAAGCCAAAGAAGAGGGGGAGGAAGGAGAAGAGGAGAAAGUGGAGGAACAAAAGGACGAAGAGGAGAAAGCUGAUGAAGAAAAAGAUGAAUCCUCUCCUCCYAAGUCUCCUGUCCUUAAAUCACCAGAGCCUAAAUCACCAGCAGCCAAGUCCCCCGCAGGAGUUGAGUCCAAGUCUCCUGAACCCAAAUCUCCUGAAUCAAAGUCCCCUGCUCCCAAAUCUCCUGAACCCAAAUCUCCUGAAUCAAAGUCCCCUGCUCCCAAAUCUCCUGAACCCAAAUCUCCUGAAUCAAAGUCCCCUGCUCCCAAAUCUCCUGCUCCCAAAUCUCCUGAAUCUAAAUCUCCUGCACCCAAGAGUCCUGAACCCAAAUCUCCAGAAAAAGAGAAAGCCGAGCCUCCUGCUGCCAAAGACACCCCCAAGGAGGAGAAGAAGGAGGAGAAGCCUCAGCCAGUCAAAGAGGAGAAAGAGAAAGAGCAACCYGUGAAAGAAGAGAAGAAGCAGGAACCAAAGGAGAAGGAGCCAGAGAAGGUGGACAAGCCUGAGCCAAAGAAGGAGAGCAAAGCAAAAGAAGCACCCAAAAAGGAAGAAGCCCCAAAACCCGCAACUCCGAGCAAACCCUCCGAGGACAAACCCGCUCCCAAGGCUGAGCCCAAAGAGAGCGCUCCCCCUGCCAAAGAGGAGAAGCCGUCCGCCCCCAAACCGGAGAAGGCUGAGCCCGAGGCGAAGGCCGCUGCCAAAGCUGAAMCCGAAAAACCCGAGAGCAAGAAGGAAGACAAGAAGCCCGAGGAGAAGCCCGCUGCUCCCAAAGCAGAGCCGGAAAAACCAGAGAGCAAAAAGGAGGAGAAGAAGCCCGAGGAGAAGAAGGAGACGAGUAAAGACGUAAAGGAAGGAGCAACAACAGAGAAAGCUGAAAAAUCCUCUGGCACCGAGACAAAGGAGAGUAAGGAGGAAAAGGCCAAGAAGUAAGACAGAGUUGAACUUGGGGGUGUGUGUGGGGGCGAGGAAAAGAAGAUGCCAAAGAACUGUGAGGGAGGUCCCAUGAAGGCAUGGGAGGAGCUGUCCACACCAUUUAAUGUCCAAAGCAAAGCAGGUCACAGUAUGUAAGCAAUAUUGAUCCCUUGUAGCAAAUAACUCCACCCCCCACCCCCCUGCUUCCCAAAUAUGGCCGUCACAGACCCCCGAAGCUUCCGAUGUAUGACUGUAGUGAAUGCAGAAUGCUCUACACUCUUUAUCUGAAUGUGACGACUGCCCUUAAUGAAUAACAAGUGCAUUUAAAUCCGAAUCCUGAAGGAGCCGGCAGGGUCCUGCUGCUCAGCGCACGAUGGCCUUCAAGGGCAGAGGUGUCGGAAACCGCGUCAAGCUAAACGAUUGUGACAAAUAUUGAAUCCUGAAGUAUGUUUAUUUAUUGAAACAGAAGUGUCUAUAGUAUAUUUACAGAUAAACAUGUAAGGAAGACUUGAAUUUUGCUCGUUGUGCACCUUAAUGCAGCUUCUCCUGACAGGUGAACUGUGGUCUCUCACUCUUUCACUCUGCAAUGCUAGGGCAAUGAUGACUGUGCUCUGUAUAAAMUGCUGAGAAUAUGCAAUAUGAAACAGUAAAAAUAAAAAUUAUUGAAAAAAAUUAA